AUGAGCGCCGACACGGACAGGUACGGCGGCGCGAGCCCCGGCGUGCUGCUUGCCUCUUUGCUGCGCGACAAGGAGGGGGCGCUCCCGGAGGCACAGACAUGCACAGACGUGGUCACGCUGCUCAACGCUCUGGUCGCGUGCUCCGGUAACCCCGCCGCGCUCGUCGACGAGCUCUCCAGCGCCGGCGUCGACGACGCGCUCACCGAGAUCGAGCCGCUCUUCUCCUCCAGCCCCGACCUCGCACUGCAGGUGCAGCCGUCUGGGAAGGGGACGCUGUGGUCCUCGCUGCCGAAGGCGCCCCCCAUCGACGAGGCGGCAGUGCGCGAGCGCUUCACAGCCACGCCGUUGCAGCGCUCCAACCAGAUCCAGAUUGCGCUCGCGAAGUUCAAGGGGCGCGGCAUCCUCGCCGCGGCGCCGCUCUCUCUCGAGCAGCGCGGCGCGUGGACGCCGUUCUUGUCUGGAGUGGUGUCUCUCUUGUGUUUGAAGGUGCUCGCGCUGGACGAGACGGUCCGCAAGCCGAGGGCGGCAUCGGACGACAUCGCGCGGCUGCGAGAGUGCUCGCCCAGUGCCGAGGAGGUCGAGAUGCUCUCUCCGUUCGGCGAGGACCCGCGUCUCAAGGAGACGCUCACGUUCGAGCAGCGGAAGAAGGACGCCGAGGCGCAAGUCGAGGCGAUCAACAAGGCGGUCCAGUGCCUGCGCGGCUCGAAGACGCUGCCUCUCCUCCUCGCGCUCGUGCUUCAGGCGCUCGGGAAGCUCGCUGAGACGAAGAGCACCGUCUCCGACGCGCGGCCCGCGCAGACGUCGCUGCUGCACUACGCUGCGACGCUCUCGUCCGCCGGCGUGGCCGAGGAGCUCGACGGGCUCUGCAAGGCGAUCGGCGAGCCUCUGUCGGAGCUCGACGUGCUCGGCAGCGAGCUCUCGAGCCCAGAGUAUGGCGGCAAGGGCGACGGGGUGGAAGGCAUGCUCUCCGGCCUGCAGCAGCUGCACGCCUACUGGGGCACGCGCGCGGUGCACAUGUCGCUCAAGCGGGGCGAGUUUGAAGACAUGAAGAAGCUGCAGUCCGAGCUGCAGACCAAGAUCCAGUCGCGCCGGACGUACACCGCGGGCGCCCACGGAGGCCGCUAG
This is a messenger RNA of Emiliania huxleyi CCMP1516, 1125 nucleotides long. RefSeq lists its product as hypothetical. Bases 1 to 1125 code for a protein of 374 amino acids. The record is from RefSeq and is a predicted model, not a curated record. The transcript is spliced from 11 exons. Lineage: Eukaryota; Haptophyta; Isochrysidales; Noelaerhabdaceae.